Molecule: messenger RNA, 1347 nt
Organism: Cyphellophora europaea CBS 101466
Lineage: Eukaryota; Fungi; Ascomycota; Eurotiomycetes; Chaetothyriales; Cyphellophoraceae
Exons: 1
Coding region: 1-1347 (448 amino acids)
Cellular component (GO): fungal-type cell wall
Molecular function (GO): acid phosphatase activity
Source: RefSeq, a predicted model, not a curated record
AUGCUACACAUCGCAUCCUGGAGCUUUCUGGCUGCCGCCCUGCCUGCUGCAGUCAGCCCAGCCCAGCGACCUUUCCUCCCCACGGAUCACUCCCAGAACUAUGAGUUCGAUCCUCUCCUCCACCUACCGGGCACCUCGCCUUACUUCGACGCAGUUGGCUUCGGCCUCCGCCACAACGCUCCCGUUGGCUGCAAAGUGACAGCCGCUUCCUACCUUGUCAGACAUGCAGCCAUCUACGCGAACGACGAUGAGUACGAAAAAUACAUCAAGCCCUUCUUGUGGAAGCUUGAGAAACACCGUGGCGGGUUCUCUGGGGAGAUGGCAUUCCUGAAUGACUGGCAUUCACCGAUCCUCGAGGACAAAUUGGAAGACAUCACUCCAUCUGGCAAGGAAGACGCGAGAAAAGUCGGCAAACAUCUCCUGCAGCGAUAUCCAGAUCUCGUACCUACAACGAAGCGCAUCCUCGCGGAUAAGAAGCCACGAACCUACGAUACUGCGGUGGCGAUGUCGCAAGCUUUCCCAGACCCGGAGUCGAUCGAGGUCGUCCGCGUUCUGCACGACGUCAACGGCAGUAUGGAUGCUCUCAUUCCACACAAAUCGUGUCCUGCGUUCAGUAAGGAGCCAGGCACAGACCAAAUGGCCGCGUUUGUGGACGUGUACGGCACCAAAGCAGCCCGCCGACUUGCAGAAUUUGCUGCCUUUGAUAUGACACCCAAUGACGUUCUCGGCUUGCAGUCAAUCUGCGGUUACCAAUCAGCGAUCGAAGGCAAACGCAGUCGGAUUUGCUCCUUAUUCACGGACGAGGAAUGGAUGGGCUACGAAUACGCUUGGGACUUGCGAUAUGCCCAUAUGGUUGGCCCGUUGAACCCCCUGUCCCCAUAUCUGGGCUUUCCAUGGCUUCAGAGUCAACUGGAGAUCCUCAGCGACUACCAUGAGAACACCAACCGUGAUGGCUGGCCAAAAGAUCAACGUUUCUUUCUGGGUUUUACACAUCGCGAAGUUCCACCCUUUGUUGCUACGGCACUCGGUAUCUUCAACUCCUCAUCGCCGGAGGUCGAAGAGUUUCCCACCGAUCGCAUCAAUUGGGUCCGAGCCUGGAAAAUGAGCGACCUCAUCCCGUUCCUUGGACAUGUUGGCAUGGAGAGGAUAUCCUGCGGACCCAAGUCAGCCACCGGAGCACAAGAUUAUAUCCGCUUUAUCGCCAAUACGGCCCCUCGCCCGAUACCGAACUGUCAAACUGGCCCUGGUGCGAGCUGUCCACUGGAGGAUUUCCAAGAGAUUGUCAACGCCGGAGCAAAGAAGUACGGCGACUUCCACGGCGUAUGUGGUGAAAGUCCGAAACGGUAG